Messenger RNA from Rhipicephalus sanguineus (brown dog tick), 1089 nucleotides. Its product is annotated as piggyBac transposable element-derived protein 3. Lineage: Eukaryota; Metazoa; Arthropoda; Arachnida; Ixodida; Ixodidae. The transcript has a single exon. Bases 1 to 1089 code for a protein of 362 amino acids. The record is from RefSeq and is a predicted model, not a curated record.
AUGCCAGAGUGGAAGGAUGUGCCGCCCUGUCCAUCCACGGUGGAGUCUCCCAUCGAGUAUUUCAGAAGAUUUUUUGAUAUGAACUUCUUGUCUAUCAUCUGUGAACAGUCCUCGCUUUACAGUGCUCAGAGGAACCCCAACAAAGUUACAGCAGUGACUGUAAAUGAUUUAGAGCAGUUCAUGGGCAUAGUGUUCACUAUGUCGAUUAUGAAGCUGCCCCAAACGCGUAUGUACUGGUCUGACAGGUUCCGUAUCAGUCAAGUGGCCGACACGAUGACGAGGGACAGAUGGGAGGAAGUGAAGCAGUCACUGCAUUUCAACGACAACCAGGAGGCACCAGACCAGAAUGACCCAGAUCGCGACAGGCUGUACAAAGUGCGGCCCCUAUUGGACCACCUGAUAGCGAAAUGCCGUGAACUACCGAAAUCCCAAAAACUAUGCGUAGAUGAGCAGUUAGUCCCCUUCAAAGGCCGCAGCUCACUGAAGCAAUACUUGCCAAACAAGCCCAAAAAAUGGGGCUACAAACUCUUCCUGCUCUGUGAGGAAUGCGGACUCAUGUACAACUUUGAAGUAUACACGGGAAAGAUCCUUCCGCAGCCGGGUUUUCCAGACAUCGGCGCCAGCGGCAACAUAGUUCUCAGAAUGGCGAGUGUCGUGCCACGUGACCUCGACUACAUUCUGUUCUUUGAUAACUGGUUUUGUAGUGUGGACUUUCAAGUGGUACUAAAAAAAGUUGGCAUCAGUUCUGUGGGCACAGUGCGGGAGGCUCGCUUGAAAGGAUGCAAACUUCCAUCCGAUAAAGAGCUAAAGAGGAAAGGCCGUGGCUCUUAUGUUGAGAUGGAGACGACGUUUGAAGGAGUGAACUUGAGGGCUGUGAAGUGGUUUGACAACCGCCACGUGACCCUUCUGUCAUCAUUUGCUUCUGCAUUGCCAGAUCAUCCUGUGAAGCGCUUUGACAAAAAGACACGGACAACAGUGAACGUGCCUCAUCCUUCAAUUGUAGCUGUCUACAAUGAGUCUAUGGGUGGCGUAGAUCUUAUGGACAUGCUCGUAGCACUUUACCGCAUCGAACUAAGAUCUAAAAAAUAG